AUGAGUUCAGGUUUUGAUCAAUCUUUCCUACGCAAUGAAGACGAUCUCAAGCAUCUGACGUCGUUGGAGAUUCUGAAAUGUGCUACAAAAAUCCUGAAGAGUAACACCAUGUUCAUGGUCUUAACUAUUAUGUCUGUUUUACCUUUGUUUGUUUUCAUGGUUUUAUAUGAGAUCAAAAUCUCCGAAGUAAUGGAUGAUGUAUCAAAGUUUCUACUACCACCUUCCUUUCCGUACACCUACCAUUUUACUGGGGAAAGGUCAUCAUCAUUAACUGUCAAGGAGAUUACAAAAGAAGGUAUCUACAAGAAUGUUAUCCUUAAAGGUGCUUUUAUUACCUUGUUUUGGGUUCAACUACUCUCAAUUUGUACAUUUGCUGGUUUAUUUUGGACAGUUUUAAGCCACCAUUUUAUCAUGCAAUACCUUUUCUUAAGGGAAGAUUUCGUGAAAAUCCUGUCAAUAGGGUUUCAUGCACUGAUUUUUUAUGGUAUCCUUUACAAGUAUCUAGAAUGGAUUGUUUUGUGGAACAUGGCUAUGGUGAUUUCUAUGUUGCAAAUCGAAGCCAGCCUCUAUGCAUUAGAGUUAUCAGCUUACUAUGGAAAACAUUGUAAGCGAACCGGGUUCAAAUUGAUGCUUAUGGUGUUGUCAUACAGUUUUGUUCUGAGGCUGCCCUUUUUACUUGCAAGAAUGUGUAACUAUGUGAUUGUUGUUACAGUUGCUGUCACUGUAAUUGGUUUUGGGUUGGUUUUCUUUGGGAGCUUGGUGAAGUGGGUUGCUCUUGUGGCGUACUUUUAUGAUUGUAAGGCUCAAGUAUCGUCGAAGAAGGCUCAAGAGGAGGUGCACAAAGCUGUGGAAGCUGAUGAUCUUUGUUAGGAGAUAUA
Chenopodium quinoa (quinoa) is the source of this 878-nucleotide messenger RNA. RefSeq lists its product as uncharacterized. The coding region runs from base 1 to 870 and encodes 289 amino acids. NCBI's taxonomy places the organism in Eukaryota, Viridiplantae, Streptophyta, Magnoliopsida, Caryophyllales, Amaranthaceae. The transcript is spliced from 2 exons. The record is from RefSeq and is a predicted model, not a curated record.